CGAGUCGGUGUUGGGUUGAGGGGUGAUGUAGGAGGGAGGGAAAUUAGUGUAGGUGGCGGAGGCGGCGCCUUGCCCCUAAAUGGGCGCGAUGCUGGCUAGUCGCACCGUCCUUAGGAGUCCACACCAGCUCGGUCCUGGGAAGGCUUUGAGAGAGGGAUUUAAGUGCCGUAAUUGCAGGCAGGCUAGGUCCAGCGCUCAGGCUCUGGCUGCUCUUAUGCUGUUGGCGGCUGAUGCCCGGGUCCCUGGAGCGGGUUCUUUCAUCUGUAGAAUGGAAAUAAUGACAACACCUACCUCCUAAAGCUAUUCUGAGGAUCAAAGGAGUUAAGUAUAUUUAUUCCUGGAUAUAUGUCUACCACCCCCAGAACUGAACCCUCCUUUGCAACAAAGGAAAAUAUGAGAAACCAGAAUCAAAAUGCCUGAGAAUCAGAGAGCAAGCUUCAAAAGCCAUGAGAGCCUUCCUGGAACUCCCAAUGAAAAUUCUGUGUUGUGUUUUGGGCAGUACCAGUACACAGCAGAUGAAUACCAGGCCAUCCAGAAUGCUCUGAGACAAAGGCUGGGCCCUGAAUACAUCAGUAGUCGACAAGCUGGAGGUGGCCAGAAGGUAUGUUACAUUGAAGGUCAUAGGGUCAUCAGUCUGGCCAAUGAAAUGUUUGGCUACAAUGGCUGGGCUCAUUCUAUCACACAGCAAAAUGUGGAUUUUGUUGACCUCAAUAAUGGCAAAUUCUAUGUGGGGGUCUGUGCAUUUGUGAGGGUCCAGCUAAAGGAUGGUUCAUAUCAUGAAGAUGUUGGUUAUGGUGUUAGUGAGGGCCUAAAGUCAAAGGCCCUGUCUUUGGAGAAGGCAAGAAAAGAGGCAGUGACAGAUGGACUGAAGCGAGCUCUCAGGUGUUUUGGGAAUGCUCUUGGGAAUUGUAUCUUGGAUAAGGAUUACCUGAAAUCUUUAGACAAGCUUCCACGACAGUGCCCAUCUGGACUGGACUUAACAAAAAUCAAAAGACAAGACUUUGAACCAUCUGUAGAGCAGACAAGAUAUCACAGCUGCCUAAAAAAUGUGGUUCCUGUACCCCAACAGGUGCAGGAGGUGGUAUCUCCUUGUGGACCAGAUUGCGUAGAAUCUCCUGCCAUUGUGGUACAGGGAGAUCCAAGAAAUGGUUCAUGCAGAAACAUCUGCUUGUCCUUGGAGGGGGAUGCCACAUACCAGCGGAAGCUUCGGCAAAAGCAAUUGCAGCAGGAGUUCCGGGAACAGAUGGAAAAGCAGCAGCAGCAGCAGCAGGAUCACAUAGCAGCUCCUUCAGGGGAAUUUCAGAGACACAGUAGACCAGAAAAGCCAGUAACAGAGUCCUUGAGGACAAAGAGAGGAGGACUUGGGGUCCCUCCUUUGAAGCACAGCACUCCAAUGGCUGCUAUUCCAGGGCCACUCCCAGAGGAAGAAUUCCUUGAAGAUGAUCCUGAAAUGUGGGAUCUCCCUUUAGAUGAAGCAGACGUAAAUGCCAUUAAGCCCGUGCUGGGCUCCGGGGCCAGUUCAUCCCAUCCCCCUGCCACACCUGGCUCGAAGAAUCACGUGACAGCCUUGAGCAAGAUGCCUCCUAAGCUGAGCCACCAGAGGCCUUAUGUAUCAGGAAACAGCCCUUAUAGGAAGAGCCAGGGCCUGAAGAAAAGAAAAUUGGAUUCCCAUUAAAUGGCGCCUGGAACCCUUCUGAUCCUGGGCCAUUAGAAGGACCUUGGAAAAUACCAGGAGGCUGUACUGAAGAGGACUUUACCUCUGUCAUGGCCUUGAGUUUGGAAUUAGAAUUCACUUCCUUACAGUUCUCUCCCAGGGAUAUCAUGAGUCUUACUCCCUUGGACUUCACAGACUUUAAUCAAGGCAUUUCCCCAAAGUGAUGGUUUUGAGGUCCCACUCCAUGAAUCUUGACGCUUUUUUAAAAAUCAAGCAGGUUUCAGGGCCUGCCUCCUGCAUAGAUUGCCGACAAAACUCAGGAGAAAGUGAGCAGCAUAUUUAGAAUCCCCCGUGCUAUGGAAGGAACCCAAGUCAGAACUUCAUCUUGGUUUAAGACCAGCAAAGCUACCCAGAUAAGGGGUCAUUAGAUGUGAAGGCAAAUACUCUCCUUGAACCUUUGCCCUUUUAGUGCUACAAGAAUGUUAAUAAAAUGUAGGUUUUAUCAGUUAUUAGUUGGCAGCCUCUAGCAGUGCUUAUUUUCCAGGGGAAGCACUCUGUUAAUUAAGCAUUCUCCAAGCCAUUUUGAUACAACUGUUUGGUAAUACGGCUUGGAAGCAAAGAUAACCCACCUCUGCUGCCUAAUACUUCUGCUCUCCUCAGGCUAUUCUCUUUCAUUUGAGAUUGUCACCUUUCUGUGGCACCCAGAUUUAUUUCCUUUAAUACCUUGAAAAUCAAAUACCUGGAAGCGUAGUCUGUGGAUAAAAAUGACAGACUGAUAUCCACAGCAGUUCAGGCUCCAGUAGGAAUCUUUGGUUGCCUUCUUACAUAGUAAGGGGAGCCGGCAUGGAACAUUUCAGCAGCAGCAACUCCCCAUCUUCAGACUUUCCGCAAUCUACUUUUUAAAACAUGACAUUCACUAGGAACAUAUACUUGUUGACUUCUUACUUUUGCUCCCUCCCUUCAUUCAGCUGUACUUUAAGAGAAGAAUCAGCUGGGGGGCAGCUGGGUAGCUCAGUGGAUGGAGAGCCAGGCCUAGAGAUGGGAGGUCCAAGGUUCAAAUGUGGCCUCAGACACUUCCCAGCUGUGUGACCCUGGGCAAGUCACUUAACCCCCAUUGCCUAGCCCUUACCACUCUUCUGCUUUGGAACCAAUAUACAGUAUUGAUUCCAAGAAAGAAGGUAAGGGUUAUAAUAAAAAAAAAAGAAAAAGAAUCAGCUGUUAUCUCUUCAGGUAUUGUUGCCCACAAACCCUUUGGUUGCUAAUUGCACCCAUCUCAGAAGCUUGUUUUAAGGAUCGGGUGAGAUAAUGUGCUUUUGCAAAUGUUGGUGUGCUAAAUAAAUGCCAGUGAGGGCAUUAUGAGGUCCUUCCUGUCACAAAUCAACCUUGGCCUUCCCUGAACACCCCCUGCCCCCCAACUUUGGAGGUUCCCUAAGGGCAGGGACUCUUAUCCCCACUAUCUAGCACACAGUUGGCAAUUGUUAUGGGAGAAAGCUCAACCCUGCUAUAGCUUAAAAAAAAAAAACACAACACAUCAUGCAAUACUAUAUGUAGCUCUUCUGAUGUUUUUAUCCCUCCACAAUAGUGACUGUAAGCCUGCUCCAUUAACAGCAAGAUCCCCUCUGUGUGGGGGGAUGUUGCCUCAGGGUGACAUUCCACCAGAGAAGGAAACUGUCAGCAGAUACUUUGUUGUUCCCUCUCUGGCUGUCCCACAAUAAAACUUGUUAGCCAAGACACAGUGCCUGCAUACAGUGUGGAAAACUUAUGCCAUGGGCAUUCUCUUCCUCCUCCUCUUAGUUCCUGACUCUUCCCUUUCUGCCCCCCACCCCCAUAAGCUUCCUCUUGCCAAUCACUCUUUUUACAUGCCUGCCCACCUGUGUCCAAAAGGAAAUCCUCUAUUUCUAGUGUCAUCUUAGGCAAGAGUUUGAUCUGCUCAAAGUAGAGAUGUUGAUUAGCCUGGGGCCUUGGGUCUUAGGCCGACUGGAAAAAAGGCUGCAAGUGAAACCACAGCUCCACAAAAGCAAGUUCGGUUUAUUUGAAUGGUUUCAUUAAAUAAGUCUACAAAGGUAACAAACUGCAGCGCAAAGCGCAAUCUUACAAGAAGCGCAACGGCCAGUUAGUGCAAAAUAUACAAUUAACGGCUGCUCAGAAACCCCCAAGGUUUGAAUUAAUUUUAUUUUUUUUUACAGUGUACAUUGUUAAAUAAUGUAAAGAAAACAUUUGUAAUUAAGAAACAGUUUUUUUUUAAAUGUGGAAAAAGAUACUCUAAGUGUACUAUUAACACAAAAUAAUUUAAACAGUUCAGUAGCAUUAGUUUAUUCCUCUAGGUUUCAGUUAUUUCGUCCACAGGUGGGAAAUCAAUAGUAAAUAAAAACCAGUUCUUGGUAAA
This is a messenger RNA of Monodelphis domestica (gray short-tailed opossum), 4040 nucleotides long. RefSeq names its product RAD52 DNA repair protein (gene RAD52). Gene Ontology annotation, cellular component: nucleus. The record is from RefSeq and is a predicted model, not a curated record. Gene Ontology annotation, biological process: double-strand break repair via homologous recombination; DNA recombinase assembly; mitotic recombination. NCBI's taxonomy places the organism in Eukaryota, Metazoa, Chordata, Mammalia, Didelphimorphia, Didelphidae.